AUGGAUAUACAUCGCUGCAGAUUUGUUCCUAUUCCACCAUCUUCAAUUAACGCCCUCGCCUUUUCCCACUCAAACAUCUCUAGCAACAAAAAGACUGCUCCUCUACGACUGGCCGUUGGCCGUGCAAACGGUGAUAUUGAAAUAUGGAACCCAAUUAAAGGUUCAUGGCUUCAAGAGAUUAUAAUACGUGGGGGAAAAGAUCGCAGUAUUGAUGGACUCGUUUGGACACAAGAUCCCAAUGAGGAAAUUGAUGGCAAAACAAUAAUUGGGAAGUUGAGACUUUUCAGCAUAGGCUACACCACAACUAUAACGGAAUGGGAUUUAAGCACCGGUAAACCAUUAAGGCAAGCAAGUGGAAAUCAUGGCGAGAUCUGGUGUAUAGCUGCACAGCCAAGUUCAAAUCCUGCGACUGUCGUUUUAUCCCAAAAUAUUGAUGGACAAGAAAAAUGUCAGUAUUUAAUUACUGGCUGCACUGAUGGAGCCCUUGUCCUCUACUCGACUCAAGACGAAAAUCUCCAACUUCAUAAAGUCCUUGUUCGACCCUCAUCAAAAAAAGCCAAGGUAAUUAGCGUCGUAUUUCAAACUCCAAAUGUUAUUGUCGCAGGGUGUACAGAUAGCGCAAUCCGGAUUUUUGACUUGAAGAAGAACACCUUAGUGAGGACAAUGACCUUGGGAUCGGGACCUAAAGGUGGACCAAAAGACAUCAUAGUUUGGUCUAUUAAGUCAUUGAAAGAUGGGACCAUAAUCUCUGGGGACUCGACUGGAGAAUUGAAGAUUUGGGAUGGAAAAACUUUUACCCUCCGACAAAGACUAUCAGCCCACAAAGAAGAUGUGCUUUGCCUAGCCACAAAUCCAGAUGGAACCAUGAUUUUUAGUGGAGGCAUGGAUAAAAGGACAGUUCUAUAUAAGCCUUCUCCAAAUCGCAAGGGUAGAUGGAUAGAAACAGGGCAUCGUAGAUUUCAUAUUCAUGAUGUGAAAGCUAUGGCUAGCUUUGAGGGUCUGGGAAUGAGUAUGUUAGUGUCUGGCGGACAUGACGCAUCUCCUAUCGUUGUUCCCAUGAGUAAGUUUGGAUUUGAAAAUCACAGGGCGUUACCAUUUCUCUCACAAGACCCAACCGUUCGAAGUGUACCCAAAGUGCGACUUAUCAUGAGCUGGUGGGACCGAGAGGUUAGAAUUUGGAAAAUAAAAGAGUCCAGCGCCUCAAAUAGUGCAGACGGCGAUGACGGUACUAAGGGCAGGCAACUAGUUGCAAAACUAUAUCUCAAAGGGGAAGCAAAUAUCACUUCGGCAUCUCUAAGUCCAGAAGGCAGCGUUCUUAUCGUAACUACAAUAACCGAAACUAAAGCAUUCCACCUUCAACUCCGUGUCAACAAUCUUACAGAGGCAUUUCAAAUCUCAAAAAUUGAGAUCCCACCAAAGCUCAUCGGUGGGGCACGACUAGUAAACUUUUCUCCUGAUGGAAAAUGGCUCUGUAUUAUUAGAUCAGACAGUAACAUAAUUCUCGCUCGAUUAAUUCCUUCCGCGUCAAGUCCAUCGUUUGCUUCACAUAUCACUCCCCUAACUCGCUUAAAUCGCCAAACAGACAAGAUCUCGCUGCUGGGGGGACUUGGAAAUUACGAUCGGACCAUAAUCCAAGCUACAUUUUCAGCUAAUAGCCGUAUUUUAGCUGUAAGUGAUCUUGCCGGGUAUAUCGACUGCUUUGUACUUUCAGGUGACGAGGAUCAACUAGAACAAUCCCAGCCGCUUGAAGAUAGUAUCUCCCUAGAGCAAGGACUAGGCUCUGACAGUGAAGAUGAGGACAACGAGUUACAAAAAUCUAAGCUUGUGUUCGGCCAAUUUUGGAUCCGUAACCCUAAGACCGCUGCUUUACCCAAGCUUUCUACUACCCCUGUCAUCAUUUCUUUUCGCCCAUCGAUCAAACCUAACUCUACAAAAACUAUAUCUACUCCUAAAUCUAAAAACUCAUUACGCCAAUCACUGCACGAUGGUGUAUCCAACGAGGAUCGCUUACUUGCCAUUACUGCGACGGGAAAUAUAUAUGAGUUCGAAGUCCUGAAUGGCUCCCUUAGUCAAUGGUCACGCAAUAAUCCUCCUGCAGCUUUUCCGGAGCAGUACCGAAAGACACUAGAAGUAGUUAGAGGUGUUGUGUGGGACUUGAGUGCUGGACGGGAAAGGGUAUGGCUCUAUUCAAUUAGUUGGGUAUGGAUGUUUGACCUCGGAAGAGACUUUAGUAAGGGUGGUCAAGAAAGUACUCUCAAGAGAAAAAGGGGCGGAACUGGCGCAGGUGGAGAGACGGAAAAAUCGAAGGUAGAUGUCGGCAUCGGAAAGACACUAACUAGAGUUAUACAUGAGGAAGUUAAUGAGGAGAUUGAGAUAUUUGGCCAUGAUGCUAUGGAGAUUGAUGAGGACGAUGAUGCGGAACCGGAGUCUCGACUAUCGCACCCGGAGACCGCUAGCAUCAAGCCUGACAGCUCUAAUGAAAAUGGCACUAUUUUUGCAGAAUCAGAGACGCAGAGCCACAUACCAAGCGCGACGGAUGUAGUGGUCAGUGAAAAAGUUGCUCCUUCCUACCAUACGUUCAAAUACCGACCUAUAGUCCACAUGGCCGAGAUCGGUGAAAAGCAAGGUGCGGCAGGUCCUGAGGUUGUCCUAGUGGAGCGCCCGAUAUGGGAAACAGAGCUUCCACCGCGGUAUUGUGACGAGCAGGAUUGGAGAAGUCGAGAGAUUGAUGCUUGA
This is a messenger RNA of Blumeria graminis f. sp. triticale, 2736 nucleotides long. Lineage: Eukaryota; Fungi; Ascomycota; Leotiomycetes; Helotiales; Erysiphaceae. The record is from the annotation of a GenBank genome assembly.